This is a messenger RNA of Mollisia scopiformis, 1474 nucleotides long. RefSeq names its product inositol 5-phosphatase-like protein. The transcript has a single exon. Gene Ontology annotation, biological process: phosphatidylinositol dephosphorylation. The coding region runs from base 35 to 1345 and encodes 436 amino acids. Gene Ontology annotation, molecular function: phosphatidylinositol-4,5-bisphosphate 5-phosphatase activity. The record is from RefSeq and is a predicted model, not a curated record. NCBI's taxonomy places the organism in Eukaryota, Fungi, Ascomycota, Leotiomycetes, Helotiales, Mollisiaceae.
ACCUCAAAUCCUCAACCUACCAUGCCGUGAAAGGAUGGCCGACAUCAACAUAUACAUCGUGACCUUCAAUUGCGGAAGGUCUUACAUAGACACAGAAGCCUUCGCCUCGCAAUUAUUCUCCAACCUCACUUCCUCGGAGCUGCCAGACCUCGUCGUCCUCUCCCUUCAGGAAAUCGCUCCAAUACCCCACAGCUUGAUCGGCGGAUCGUUUCUCGUCCCAUACUUCAUCAGAUUCAACCAUGCAGUCCAGAAGGGCGCUCGAAAGUGGUCAGAUGCAACCGACGACCUCCCCUUAUACGAUCCGAUAGCAGCACGGAACUUGGGCAUGACCGGCAUUAUGGUUUUUGCUAAGAAACAGACAUGGACAGAAGAUAUAGAAUAUGCAGGAGUCGGUGUAGGUCUGGCAGAAAUGGGGAAUAAAGGUGCCGCUGCAAUACGACUCAAAUACCGCAGAGUUAGCACAUCUGUAGAGCUCACCUUCGUCGCUGCACACCUGGCAGCGAUGGAAUGGGAAGUGAAGCGUCGAAACGAAGACUGGAAGAAUAUAGUCCGCGGUUUGGUAUUCUCCUCCACCACUAAGAGGAGAUCAGCGACCUCCCUCGCUGCAGAAAAUCGACCCCUCCUCUCAAUCUCACCCCGCGAUGCCUCAAUCUACAAACCAACCUCCUACCUCUUCGUAGCAGGCGAUCUCAACUACCGCACUUCAUCGAUGUCCCCCUCACGCAGUGACCACAAAGAAACAUUCCCACAACCACAUGAAGACGAUUCGUCCCCACGCCAUUACUCCUCACUCUUCGAGCACGACCAACUAACCCAAGAACGAAGCGCAAAUAGAACACUUCAUGGCCUAGAUGAGGCAGCCGUCACCUUUCCUCCAACAUACAAAUACACAUCCAAAGGACCAUUCCUCACUCCUGACGACCAACUAAAAGAGUGGAACUGGGCAAAACACCGGUGGCCGAGUUGGUGUGAUCGGAUUCUCUUCCUCGAUGCUCCCAUCUGGCUCUGCAGCACAGUACCCACGGAUGUAAUAGUUCACAAAUACAGCGUUCUUCCGUUACUUCCAACAUCCGAUCACCGACCUGUAACAUUAGAAGUUACUGUGCCCUUCUGCGAGAUACCCGCACCUGGGGAAGAUGAAGAUGCAGAUGAUCCGAGAAUACAUCCUCCUUUUGAGAUCGAUAUCGAUUGGAAGAGCAAGAGGGAGAGAGCUAGGAAGCUGGAAUUGAUUGCUGGGUUCGCGAUGUAUUUUACGACUACGCUGGAGGGUGGAGGCGUUAUGUUAGCGAUGGCUGUGGGUGCUAUAGGAGCAUACUUCGCUUUUAGAGCUAUGCUGGAAAUGUGAGCUACGGAAGGUUACGAGAGACGAAUUAUGAGUUUGAAGCGUGGAGUUGCGGAGCUAUGGGCCGACCUGAGAAUGUAUGAUGCUACACGAAAUUAGAUCCCUGGAUUGUCCGCCCUGAGGACUAGAGUU